AUGCUGAACUUCAUAUUGGAUUCAGCAAUAACUUUUACUGGCGCCAUGAAAUGUGCUGGUAAAAGAUCAAAAAUGAACGCCAAAUGGCGCGAACACAUGUCCACUUCUUGGAAGAUGCCUACCAACCGAAGUUGGAUGAAGGCGCACCAGCGCUCUGCAGAGUUUCGAAGUGGCAUUGACGAGUUCGUUGCGGUAGCAACGAACCACGUGAAUUCUGAUGGAUUAGCUCGAUGCCCAUGCAUGCGGUGUUUGAAUGUGAAUUUCCACACACCUGCAACUAUAAGGGUUCAUUUAUUUCUCAGCGAGAUCCAACCUUCGUACAAUCCCUGGUAUUUCCACGAGGAGACUUUUUCUCAGCCCGCAGUUGAACUUCCUGAAAAUGACGAAGAGGAAAUGGAAGAUGUAUUGGCGGACAUGUUAAGAGGGGACCCUGGGUUUGACGAAUCUGCUAACACUACUGAUUCUUUCAAUGAACUCCCCAUCAAUGACAAAAACAAGUUUGAUGACUUGUUUAAGGAGAUGGAGGCUGAGUUAUAUCCAGGUUGCAAAAAUUCAGCCCUCAAUGCACUGAGGGGACAAAAUUACUGGAGUUGCAUUAUGAGUCGAAGAUGCAUUAUGAGUCCAGAGGGGACAAAAUUACUGGAGUUGCAUUAUGAGUCGAAGAUGCGAUUGCGCAAUCUAGGUUUGGGUUACGACUCAAUAGAUGUGUGCAAGUAUAAUUGUGCUAUUUUCUGGAAGGAGAAUGAGAAGAAGGAGUUUUGCCCUGUAUGUGGCGAAUCACGAUGGGUGAAAAGAAAGGGUAAGGGGAAAAAAGUUCCUCACAAAGUUAUCCGUUACUUCCCACUCACACCGAGACUAAAACGAUUAUAUUGCUCAAGACACACUACGGAGGAUAUGCGGUGGCAUUACUCGCAGAGACCAAAAGAAGACGGUGUGCUUAGGCAUCCUGCGGAUGCUAAAGAAUGGAAGCAGUUUGACCUCCUUCAUCUAUCUAUUGCUGUUGAACCUAGAAAUGUCAGACUGGGAUUGGACUGA
Cannabis sativa is the source of this 1035-nucleotide messenger RNA. RefSeq lists its product as uncharacterized. The record is from RefSeq and is a predicted model, not a curated record. Lineage: Eukaryota; Viridiplantae; Streptophyta; Magnoliopsida; Rosales; Cannabaceae. Bases 1 to 1035 code for a protein of 344 amino acids. The transcript has 3 exons.